Messenger RNA from Lottia gigantea (owl limpet), 378 nucleotides. RefSeq lists its product as hypothetical. Gene Ontology annotation, molecular function: 2 iron, 2 sulfur cluster binding; ferric iron binding; iron chaperone activity. The coding region runs from base 1 to 378 and encodes 125 amino acids. The transcript has 3 exons. Lineage: Eukaryota; Metazoa; Mollusca; Gastropoda; Lottiidae. The record is from RefSeq and is a predicted model, not a curated record. Gene Ontology annotation, cellular component: mitochondrion. Gene Ontology annotation, biological process: iron incorporation into metallo-sulfur cluster; intracellular iron ion homeostasis.
AUGUCUUUUUUCAGUGCUUUAAGCCCAAAUCAAUAUGAAGAAUUGGCUGAUGAAACUUUAGAUUCAUUAACAGAAUAUUUUGAAGAUUUGCCUGAUAAAAUAAGUUGUGAUUCAGAUUAUGAUGUUAUAUUUGGGAGUGGAGUAUUAACAAUAAAAUUUGGGGAGAAACAUGGGACAUAUGUGAUAAAUAAACAAACACCAAAUCAACAAAUAUGGUUAUCAUCUCCUCUUAGUGGUCCUAAGAGGUAUGAUUAUAUAAAUGGUAGUUGGAUAUAUAAACAUGAUGGUAUAUCAUUACACCACUUGUUAUCAACAGAACUAUCUGAUAUAUUGGGAGAAAAUAUAGACUUAUCCCAUUGUACAUACAGUGGUUCUUGA